This is a messenger RNA of Mya arenaria, 2156 nucleotides long. RefSeq lists its product as uncharacterized. The transcript has a single exon. The record is from RefSeq and is a predicted model, not a curated record. NCBI's taxonomy places the organism in Eukaryota, Metazoa, Mollusca, Bivalvia, Myida, Myidae. The coding region runs from base 212 to 1855 and encodes 547 amino acids.
GAAUAGUUUUGAGGACAAAAUGUGAUUAUUACAUAGUUUAGUAUAUAUUAACGUAUGUUUAGAUACAGAAAAUGAAGAAAUAACUCGAGCUAUGGCUGAAUUUUAAAAAUAAUCUUCAAUACUGGCAAACAAUUGCCAGAAUCCUGCAGUUGUCAAUGACGCUUUGAAUGCCAUUUGAGCACAGGAUAGUUUCUAGCACUCAGUUUGAGACAUGGACGAAAAUAUACAGCAAUUAAAGAAGCGAUUGUACGUGAAAAUAUCCACAACAGAAGACGUCACGUUACUAAGACAUCAUUUGGAAAAAUGUAAGAAAACAGAAGUAUUGCAAUGGAUUGAUGAAAACGGCUACGAUAUCUUACACCAUACAAUAAUGGCAGGUAAUGUUGAGGCAGAGGGCAUGCUUUUUGCUUUGGGAUUGUUUAAACCCCCGCACGAACCGAAGAAGCAUUCCUACAUACACGUUGCCGCUAAUUUUGGAAAUCGAUCGGUCACUGCGAUGUUAUUGCAAGAGCGACCACAAGAUUAUACGACAACGAAAACAAAGUUUCAGUGGGUGAAACCGCCUACUGAGAUGCCGUUCGUUUCGAAGGAUGGCACAAGUCGUGUUGGUCCACUUGACGUUGCAGCUGAAUGUGGGUAUGUUGGUUGUGUUAGGACAAUUCUCGAUGUUUCAUCUGUCAGAAGUCGUUUAAAUAUUGAUCCUUACAACUAUCUUUCAGCCGCUUGUGCAAGUAAUUCACCCAGUGCGUUGAGAUUGUUACUUAAACAAGACCCGAACAAAGAUGAUAUUAAAACAGCAGUAGGAGCAGCUUUAAAACUUGCAAACGCUGAAUGCUUAGACGUUUUGCUACGUUGCAAUCCAAAUUUGACUUCUUUAUUCAGUGGUAUGAACUUGUACCACGUACUGUUUUCAUACAGUAUGUCUUUCAAGAAAGAAUGGUACGAAUCAUUGUUAACUGUCACAUCCGUUCUCUUGAAACACAACCAGAAUCCGAUGUCAUCAGUGCCAUUCAGGACCUAUCCGUUAUAUAGUCUGAUCAGCCAUAUUCCUUCUUCAGAGUUCGGAAAAUCAUCAACUUUCAUCACAGCAUGCAUGGUUGUUCUUUUGAAUGCCCAUGUUGAUCCAAACUUCGAUGAAGUCGACUUUGAGACAAAGCAUGAAUCUUUGAACAUUCAGACAGCUUUUGGUCGCUCAGCAUUUCCCUCGGCGCUACACUGUUUGUAUGGAAAUGUUCCUAAUCUUCUGCGACAUUUUGAUGACGAUGUUACAAAUAUUCGCCGAUUUGUAACGAAAGCUACAGAGACACUUCUGCGUCAUGGCGCAGAUCCAGACCUACCUGGGCCCAUUGAAGACAGCAACCAGGUUGGUAAUGCGUUGCAUGCCUUCAUGAAAGUGUUAGUUCCUCUAGGAUUGGAUGAGCGAAGCAUGACCACCUUCAGACUAUUGAUGCAAAAUGGAUCAAAUCCAAACCACGAUAGUGAAGGAACAUACCCACUGAAUACAUUCAUCAACGAGAUACUGGUGCACUCGCAAGCUUUUGGAAAGAUCUCAAAGUACGAGGAAGCUUCAACAGUGGAACAUGUGAAAGAAGUAGUGCUUACACUUCUCGGUAAUAUGACACAAGUUGCUCUUAUUGGAUCAUCAAGAAUGGAGUUUGAGGGUAAACCAACCAAUGAUGUGCAAAGAAAGAUGUUCAAACUGUGCAGAGAUGAGAUAGUAAAAUACGGGAGCCAACUACUUAGUCUAAAAAAGAUGUGCAGGUUAAAGAUUCUAGAAGCAUGUAGAUGGAGGUCUACUUCAGUGGUAGAACUGCCUUUGCCUCUGGUUAUGAAGAAAUACAUCAAUCAGUGUUGAAAAAAGUGGCCAAAUGUAUGAUAUGCUGAGAUUUUAUGAGCUUUUAACUUUUGUUUUGCAUUUAAAUUUAAGUUUUAAAGUUUGCUAAUAAAUGUUUCAAUGUAUUGCUUGUUCUUAUGUUCAAAGAAACAGUACAUGCAUGUUAUUAUUUGAUCUUGUAAAUGGAACACAAUGCCAUGUAAAGCUGAAAUAUGAACAUCACAUGGCAUAGCAGUGACUGUAUUUUUGAAGGGUAAAUGUAUACACUUGACUAUUCUGGUAACAUUUUUAAACAUCUAGUAAAACAUCUUCGUAACAUUUA